AAAUUAAAGUUUUUAUCGUGCGCUUCUACCUUCAUAAGUAUUGAGAUUAUUGUCAAUAUACAUACAUACUAAUACAUAAGUAAGCAAAAAUUUGUAUAUUCGUUCUUGGUUGGCUAACAAAUUUAAGGAAUUCGAAAUGUCCGAUUGGGAUACAGUUGUCACUCUGAGGAAAAAGGCACCUAAAGCUUCAACUUUAAAAAGUGAACAGGCAGUUAACGCAGCCCGAAGGCAAGGCGCUGUUAUAGAAACGCAACAAAAGUGGGGUGCAGGAAGUAACAAACAACAUGUGGCUGCUAAAAAUACAGCGAAAUUGGAUAGAGAGACUGAAGAGCUGCGUCAUGAACAUGUACCACUAGAAGUCGGAAAACUAAUUCAAAAAGGUCGUCAAGCAAAAAACAUGAGUCAGAAAGAACUAGCAACAAAGAUAAAUGAAAAACCACAAGUAAUUACAGACUACGAGGCAGGACGUGGAAUUCCAAAUCAAGUAAUAAUCGGAAAGAUUGAAAAGGUAAUUGGAUUAAAGUUACGUGGAAAAGAUCGUGGACAAGAACUGUUGCCCCCUGGGCAGAAGAAAUAAAGCAUCAGGGGGCUACAACGAAGUGUAUUUAAACCAGUUCUAGAGAGGAACUAUUUAUUAUUCUGAUAAUGUCAAAUGAAUAUAUGAAAUUAGUCAUGUCAAUGUUUGUAGUUAUAUUUGGAUGUUAGGUUUUGUAUUUGCACACUUUUGUUUGAAAUUAAUUUUUUAUAAUUCAUGUAUAUUGAAGUUGCAAAUAUUAAAAUAAUGUCCAUUUUAACAAUUU
Molecule: messenger RNA, 800 nt
Organism: Agrilus planipennis (emerald ash borer)
Lineage: Eukaryota; Metazoa; Arthropoda; Insecta; Coleoptera; Buprestidae
Gene: mbf1
Product: endothelial differentiation-related factor 1 homolog
Exons: 2
Coding region: 137-577 (146 amino acids)
Cellular component (GO): nucleus
Molecular function (GO): DNA binding
Source: RefSeq, a predicted model, not a curated record